AUGGCAUCCACUUCUCCUUUGGCUGCCAUUCUAUUAGUAACUUUAAUACAAUGCCUCUUCUUCCUAGUCAUUCCUCAGGCAGAAGCCCAGUCAGCUCCGGCACCAGAAUCCAGCCCUGUGAAUCUCACAGCUAUCCUUGUGAAAGGUGGUCAAUACACCUCCUUCAUUCGUCUCCUACAAAGCACCCAAGUAAUGACCCAGAUCGAAAACCAGCUCAACAAUUCCAACGGCCAAGGCUUGACGGUGUUCGCGCCGACCGAUAACGCAUUCAACAACCUCAAGUCAGGCACAAUCAAUAGCCUCUCUCAGCAAGAUCAAGUAGAGCUUGCUUUGUACCAUGUGUUGCCUAAAUAUUACAGCUUUUCUGACCUUCAAUCGGUAAGCAACCCAGUGAGAACUCAAGGAAGUAGUCAAAAUGGUGGAGUUGAUAACCUAAAUUUCACUUCAGGAAACAACCAAGUGAAUGUCACUAGUGGUGUUGUGACAACGGCAGUGAACAAUCCUCUUAGAGAGCAAUCCCCAUUGAGUGUUUAUGAGGUGGACAAGGUGUUGUUACCUACAUCUCUCUUUGGGGUGCCAGCAGCUGCACCGGCUCCAAACGCUGCCAUAGCUAGUAACACAUCAACUCCUUCGGUUUCAAGUGGUGGAGAGCCAGUGGCAUCGCCUGAUAGUAAAUCUAGUUCUAGUGGUAGGAAUGUGGGGCUGGGCUUGGUGGCUGGGAUUGGAUUAGCUUGCAUGGGAGUUUUGCUACAGUGA
Molecule: messenger RNA, 756 nt
Organism: Macadamia integrifolia
Lineage: Eukaryota; Viridiplantae; Streptophyta; Magnoliopsida; Proteales; Proteaceae
Product: fasciclin-like arabinogalactan protein 6
Exons: 1
Coding region: 1-756 (251 amino acids)
Source: RefSeq, a predicted model, not a curated record